AUGAGUGGGAAAAUCCCUGAUCUUAGAAAACUUCGAAAUAUAAUUAAAGAAUCCGAAGAAAGAAUAAAAAUCGCAGACUCACCUAUAAAAUCAGCUCAAAUAACCCCUAAAAAAGAAAACAACCUCUCCCGAGUUGACGAGGAGCUCAAUAAUGCUCUUGGAAUGAAAACUAAAGAAAGCAAUUAUGAUAAACAAUUUCUCAAAACAAUUAAGCAAGAAAUGGAAGAACUUGAUAAAGAGCUUGGGAAACAUUUCGAUAAUCAAGAAGAAAUUGAGGACGAAGAAGACGAUCUCUGCAUUUCCAGCGAAUCUGAAAAAGAAAAAUUUAUUUCAAGCUCUCCUUUCCAGCUGACCUUACAAAGUCAUUAUUCAGAAAACUCUCAAAAUAUUGAAACUUUGAAAGAAACCACCCCAAGUAUCAAAAAAAGCGAAAAUUCUAAUAGCUCAAACGAACAAAAAAACCCUCAUUCAAAUCUCAAAAUGAGGCUACAAGGAGCUUUAGCUACUAUCAAAUCACUAGAAAAAGCUUUAAAAGAUAAAGAAGCUAUAAUAAAAGAUCUCGAGCAGGAAAUAAUAAAGAAAAACAAAACUAUUGAGUCAUGCCAGUCAUUAGUCAACGUAAAUUCCAAUAUUAAUAGAGGGGAAGGUUCCUUUAAAAAUCAGCUACGAAAAAAAGAUAAAGAAAUCGAACAGUAAGAAAGAGUUAGGAAGAUCAAAGAAUAUGAAGAAAAAAUCCAAGAAAAUAAAAAAACUAUGCUGAGGAUGCAAGAUUUAAAUAACCAUUUGAUGGCAAAACUUAAAGAUUUAGACAAGAAAAAAGAAGAGAAAACUGAGAAAAAAGCAAAAAAGAAAAAAGAAAAAAAUAAUGAUAAAAAUUAUUUUGAAGAAAAUGAGUAUUUGAAAAAGAGGCUAGAAGAUCUGAUAGAAAAAUAUAGAAAUUUACAAGUGAAAUAUGAUUCGCUAGCAGAAAGCUCAGCAGUAUUUGAAGAAAAAACUAGGGAUUUAUAUGAGGCAAAUCAAAAGUUGCAGGAAAAUUUAAUAAAGAUAAUGUCAAGCAUUUAG
Messenger RNA from Blepharisma stoltei, 1062 nucleotides. The record is from the annotation of a GenBank genome assembly. Lineage: Eukaryota; Ciliophora; Heterotrichea; Heterotrichida; Blepharismidae.